Mycena indigotica is the source of this 588-nucleotide messenger RNA. Its product is annotated as Superoxide dismutase. Gene Ontology annotation, molecular function: copper ion binding; superoxide dismutase activity. The transcript has 6 exons. NCBI's taxonomy places the organism in Eukaryota, Fungi, Basidiomycota, Agaricomycetes, Agaricales, Mycenaceae. Gene Ontology annotation, biological process: removal of superoxide radicals. The coding region runs from base 1 to 588 and encodes 195 amino acids. The record is from RefSeq and is a predicted model, not a curated record.
AUGGACUACUCACACAAUUCGAAACAAAACAACCGUAGCCGCUGGCUCACCAUCGUCGCCGGCGUUGCAGCGGUCCUUCUUAUCCUCAACAUAUUUUUGCGCGACAGUCGUUCCCACCCAGAAAUCACCAAGGCGGUUGCUGUUCUCAAAGGAGACUCUCAAGUAACCGGCACCGUUACAUUCCAGCAGACCUCAAGUGGGGUCACAAUUUCUGGUGAACUACGCAACCUCGACCCCCUUGCAUUGCGAGGCUUUCACAUCCAUCAGUCUGGAGAUCUUUCUGGCGGCUGUCUAUCGGCUGGGCCACACUUCAAUCCGUUUGGCAAAACCCAUGGCGCUCCUUCAGAUUUCCAGCGCCACGUCGGUGACCUAGGUAACAUAAAAUCCGACGAGUUUGGAGUGGCAACGUUCUCCAUCGAAGACACUCUUAUUGCCCUCAACGGACCGCUCAGUGUUCUUGGUCGAGCGGUUGUCAUCCACGCAGGUACGGAUGAUCUGGGACGCGGCGACAACGAGGAGAGUUUGAAAACAGGUAAUGCUGGUGCACGCGCUGCAUGUGGUGUUAUUGGAAUAUCCAGUGAAGCGUGA